UAUAGAAUACCCUAUUCUAGAAUUUUUAAAAAAGAUAAUGUCUAGUUUAUUGUAAAGAUGACUGGAGGUUGAACUGUUGAAAUACUUAGCUGGGAAUUCUUUUGGUUCAUAUUUUAUAAAUUUUGAUUAACUGUAUUCAUUUCCAAGAAUAGUUUUUACUUUUUUUGUAUAUGACAAUUUUUUGGUGCCUUAAUUUACAUACAUUAGUAUUUUUUCUAUUUGAAGGUUGGUUUUUAAUUGACUUAAUCAACUAGGGAGCAGCUGGUGGAGCAGAAGCAAGACCAUUUGUUACCUACCAUAAUUCGCUAGGAAGGGAUCUUUAUUUGAGGAUAGCAACAGAGCUCCACUUGAAGAGGAUGCUGGUUGAAGUGCCUGGGGGCCAAGGGAAGCCAUCCAAAAUUGUUGACAAGGAUGAAGGUCUAGAAAAGUUUGAUGCUGCAAAAUUAAGAAAGCUAAGACCAAGUUUCAGGCAGAACGAGGGCUCUGUUACUGCUGGCAAUGCUUCAAUCAUAAGUGAUGGUGCAGCUGCAUUAGUCCUAGUGAGUGGAGAGAAGGCACUUCAACUUGGAUUACAAGUAAUUGCAAAGAUUAAGGGCUAUGCUCAUGCAGCUCAGGCACCUGAAUUCUUUACAACUGCUCCAGCCCUUGUGAUACCAAAAGCUAUUUCAAAUGCUGGUUUAGAUGCUUCUCAGAUUGAUAACUAUGAAAUAAAUGAAAGUGUUUUCUGUAAGAUUUUAGUACUUGUAAUCCAUAUACAUUGA
This is a messenger RNA of Humulus lupulus (European hop), 761 nucleotides long. Its product is annotated as acetyl-CoA acetyltransferase 2-like. Gene Ontology annotation, biological process: fatty acid beta-oxidation. The record is from RefSeq and is a predicted model, not a curated record. Gene Ontology annotation, molecular function: acetyl-CoA C-acetyltransferase activity. The coding region runs from base 357 to 761 and encodes 134 amino acids. The transcript is spliced from 5 exons. NCBI's taxonomy places the organism in Eukaryota, Viridiplantae, Streptophyta, Magnoliopsida, Rosales, Cannabaceae.